This is a messenger RNA of Corythoichthys intestinalis (scribbled pipefish), 4848 nucleotides long. Its product is annotated as protein-cysteine N-palmitoyltransferase HHAT-like. Gene Ontology annotation, cellular component: endoplasmic reticulum. Gene Ontology annotation, molecular function: palmitoyltransferase activity. The transcript is spliced from 13 exons. Gene Ontology annotation, biological process: protein palmitoylation. NCBI's taxonomy places the organism in Eukaryota, Metazoa, Chordata, Actinopteri, Syngnathiformes, Syngnathidae. The coding region runs from base 324 to 1871 and encodes 515 amino acids. The record is from RefSeq and is a predicted model, not a curated record.
UUGGACACGACAAUAAAGAGCCUAAUUAUGAUUGGACAGGCAGUGUGUCUCCUGAGAUCAGGGGUUGGCCCCUCUGUUCUCACGUGACCUAGGCAUAUAAGAGCGGACUUUUCUGGGCACACUUUAGGGUCGGUUGUAGGACUUCACGCGUAGUCGCUCGCCCGGAGUUUCCUUUUGCUCAAGCCAGGAACGUUGUGUGGCCCUCCGUUCAUUGUCGACACGCUUGUUUCACACGACGAAUCAUCCUUGCCUGGUGGUGGCGGCCAUUUGGACGACGGGCAAACACAAAACACUACAAAGAAGAACAGACGCCGGAAGUAAAGAUGGCAUCAAACCCGAAGGUCCAAACGGCACCACUACCACGGAGGGAGCUCCUUGUCUAUUGGCUGCUGUCCUUUGGGUCCCAUUUUUACUCUUUUUAUGAACUUCACAGGUUCUCAAAAGAGCAUGAAGCUGGAUUGGAUAGGGAGUUCGUACUGGAAAAAGGGUUUCUUAAUGGCUUUAAAAGGGAUGCAUUGGACUUUGAGUGGACGUUCUGGACCGCUUGGGCUAAGAAGUCCUUUCUAUGGACUCUGAUUGGGCAUGCUGUCAUAUCUAGAUUGUGCAGCGCCCUUUACCCGCAGCUUCGGGUCAUGGCACUCACAGUUUACGGCCUCUCAGCAGCCAGCAGCGUUUUGGGACUUAAAGGUGUGGCUGUUUUGCUUGUGCAUGUGGCUUUGUCUUUCUUCGUGGCCCAGCUCAGAAAGCCCAUUCUGUGUUGGACCUGCAACCUUCUGUUCCUCUGCACCCUUCACAUCAGACAAAUUCAGGACAUUGGGAGAGGCUGGUACGAGCAGCAGGAGGAGUACUCUUUGCUGUUCUCCAGUGUAUCGAUGAAUACUCUUCGCCUUAUCAGCUUCAGUCUGGAGCACUGCGAGAGCCCCGCGGUCCACUCCGACGGCGUCCUGCAGCUGGGGUGGCUUUUGUCCUACACGUUUUACCAUCCUUUCUUCUACAACGGACCUGUCAUUACAUACAACGACUACGUGGAGCAGAUGCAGAGGGCUGUGGAGGAGCGCAAGCAGCACAAAGGAGGCGCUCACUACCUGUUGUUUCGUUCCGCACGGAUCUUGGUGUGGUGGUGCAUUGCCGAAUACAUGAUUCAUGCCAUGUACAUGCACGCCAUCAAGUCCAACGAGACUUACCUGGAGAUUCUGCCACCUUGGGCCUUGGGUGGUUUGGCUCUGGCCUUGGUGCAGUUCUUCUUUGUCAAGUAUCUGGUUAUAUAUGGCCUUCCGUCAAUGCUGGCCACAUUAGACCAGCUCGUCCCUCCUGGUGUACCUCGCUGCGUCAGCAUCAUGUACAGCUUCACCGGCAUGUGGCGGCAGUUUGACAAGGGCCUGUAUCGAUGGCUCCUCAGAUACAUCUAUGUGCCUCUGGGUGGUUCACAUCAUGGAGUGCUGUACAAAAUUUUAUCCACAACGCUGGCGAUUGGCUUCAUUUUCCUUUGGCAUGGUGGUCAUGACUACCUUCAGUGUUGGGCCCUGAUGAAUUGGUUGGGCGUUCUGGUGGAAACUGGCCUCAAGGCUCUCUUUGGCUCGCCUUUCCUUUGCUCCUUUUUGGAGCGGCAUUCCUCUGCGGCAACGAGGAGGCGCUGCGCCGCUCUGCUUUGCGCCUUCUCCACUGCCAUGCUCAUCCUCUCUAAUCUGGUGUUCCUCGGGGGGAUUCACGUCGGCAGGAUCUUCUGGAAGCGCGUUUUGCUUCAAGGUUGGUCCACGGUGGCUCCGCCCAUGUUGGCCUUCCUUUACUGCUUUGCCCAGGUGGGAAUGGAAUGGACUCCUCACCUGUCAUUAGUCACCAUGAAUUCACAACGCAACAACAACAAAAAAUAAACACUGCACGCCAUCUAUGCCAGAACCACGCUCGGAACCUGGCGCUAAAUUGAGGUGGUAAGCAUGGACUCACAGAAGGGGUGCUGUUGGCACCACAAACACAGUAAAUGCAUAUUGUACCAGGAUAAAAGGACACUCAAGAAUAUACAUUGGCCCGGGUUUCACUCGCUGGCGAGACCACCGCCUUCACCCGAACUGAGGUUGGGGGCCGCUUGGGGGAAUACAGUACAAAAUCAAACGUUUCUUAUGUUCAACAUCGUCAUAUGAUAUUGUUUAGUGGAUAUCAGGAUUUUACAAUACUGUGCGUUGGUCCUCAUGGGACAUGCAGUCUUCCUUAAGGCAAAUUACUACCUCUUUUGUCCACCUGCAUCGCUAAAAUCGACCAAAUGUGUGCUUUAAAUUUAAGAAGGCAUGGUGUUAAAUAUGUGAUCACCUCAAGGAUUCAUGGUAAAAUUGACGUGUUAAGGCUCAUAUUUUUCGAAUUCUGUUGUCUUUAUUCGAACUUGACAGAGAAACAAAAUGGAAAGUUAAGUGCUGUCAGUAGAUGGUAAAAAUGCUUUGUCGUAAUCCAAUGGGACGACUGGUUCCUUUAAAGCAGAAAUGUGAUGUAAGGUUGGCCAACCAUGUUUUUGAAUAAUAUCAAUGGCUAAACAAUUAGAAGCAUAUUUUCGGGUUUUUUUUUAACGCAACCCUUCCAGAUUCUUUGUUUAACCCAUAGCAAUGCCCUUGACAAUCCGCAGCAACACUGUUCGUAGCUUUGUAGCGAUUUGUAAUUUCGGAAUCGCCAAUGAGUUUAGUAACAUACACCAAACAAUAAAUACAGCAGAAUGGCCAUUUUGCGUAACUGUGGAAGCCCGUCUGUGGAAGCCCGUCGACAUCUUUAUUCCAUUUGUCUUCCGCUUGCUCGUAAGGGUCAACAUUGUUCACAUUCUUAAGUUUGAUCACAUAUCUGAUCUUCGCCUUAGUAACGAGUUUGUUUCUUUAUCGAACUGGCAAGUUAAAUGUCCCGCGAGCCAGACCUGCUUCCAAUAUGGCUGCGUUGUUGUCAAAUCUCACGUGAUCCCCCAUUCUGUGACGUAAGCGCUCGAGCCUAAAAGUGCACGUGUAUUUGUUGUUAAUAAAGUUUUUUUUUCCCAAACAAACUUCUGAGCCGGUGUUUUCACACACAAACCGGAACUGCGAGUGCGGCAAACACACACGCAAAACAGAUGCAGAGGGAUAUGAUGGCAGAGCAUUCAGAGGAAAAUUUGUCCUUUUCAAGGUGGAGAUAUAAAUACUAUUUCAAGUAAGCCUGUCGCAAUAUGCAAUAAUUCCAUUUAUCGCGCAAUAUAUAAAAAUGAAGGCGGUAACUUUUCCGCUGCGAUUUAUCGCCUCGCGUGCACGUGUGUGUGCGCGUGCGGCAGACGUGCUGUUAAAAGUUCGUUACCAACUGCGCAAAAUGCAUCUUCGUUCCAGGUCCGCCAAAAACUAGCGCCGGAGCCAAUUGUUCCCAUUAUAUCCUAUUGUUCAACGUAUACCGGCCGCGUCAGUGCUCCGGAGUGACUGUGGACCAUCUAUGGCGCGCCGGUGUUGUUGACGUGUGGGCGCUCCCGUCAGGAGUGACAUUUCACGCGGGGCGGCUAUUUUUCGGCACAACGCUGGAUAUUUACAACGAAGUCCGCCAAAACAUUGUUACCGACUUGGUUGCUACGAAUAACCUCACUUUGACAACGAACAGCUGAAUGAAAUUACCGGUAAGAGCGCUGUGCUUCAAACUCCUGUCCUGUUUAUGAAAGUCGUUUUCAUAUGCUAGUGUUGUGUGGUAAUGAGCAGACGUGACUUCAGCGGCGCUUGCUAACUUUUUUAAUGCGCGGUUGCGCGCACACCCUAGAUAUCAUGAAAUGGCAAACUAGAUGUGCUACUUCCCAUGCCAUUGGCUACGUGAGCCCAGAGUGAUUAUGGGACAUGUAGUCCAUAUACUACAUCGAUGAAUUCUAAACUGUCAUUUGUCACAUGAGGUUAAGAAGGCCAAAUCAUUCCAUACCAGUGACUAUAGAUAAUGUUGCAAAUAUUGUUAAUUCAGUACGUGACACAAAUGGAUUCGGACCAUAAAUAGGAUGUCUUGCUCAUGUAGUAAACCUAGCUACUAAGAGAGCUGUAGCAAUCAACGGUGUGCCCUGCCUCACUUUACAAACAGUAAAGAUUGUUCUCAGCACUUUUAUACAAUUUUUUUUCAUAUCAGUAAGAAGUAAGCACAUAAAUAUUAUGCACUAAAAUGCAUGUUUAUAUGAUGGCAAUUUAAUUUUUGCUCGUUAGCAAAAAAAUUUUUUUUUAAAAUACAAUUGUUAUAUUUUUUUUACAGAGCAUUAAAUGUAUUGAAUCGGAUCGAAAAUCGUGUCCCUUGUAUCAAAAUUCGUACCGAACCAUGACUUAACUGUAUCAUUGCAUCCCUAUGGAACACCAUUGCAGAAGCUAUGACGGGAAAAGUUUUCAUUUUUCUAAAUGCUGAAGUUGUUAAGUGCAAUUUUUUUUGGUUUUUUUUUUAAAACACAUUUUAUGUAUUCUGUGUUUCUGUGCGGUAUCAAUAUUGUUGUUUUUUACUUAAGAGGUAUGGUCUAUUGUUUUUAGUUGUGAUUUCUUAAAAAGUAUAUUUGAAUUUAAGAGUAAAUAUCGCGUUUAAAUGGGUUUACUUCAUCUAUUAAUAUAUACUGUAUUCGCACUGUGUUAUUGUAAAUUGGUUUAAAAAAUUGGGGGGGGGGGCGCAAUAAUAUCGCAUAUCGCAAUAAUUUAUGAGAACAAUUAUCGCACACUAAAAUUUGUUAUCGCGACAGGCCUAAUUUCAAGUUGGUCGAAAUUAAAGGAAAGAACAUGCAUGUAAAGUGUAAUUUAUGUUCCGGGGCAAAGCUUUUGUCGACAUGUGUGGUAAGCAAUUCAAAUCUGUUUAUUUUUGUUGCACUUCAAGUGUAGGAUAAAUCUGUUGCUGGUGAGGUGCAAUAAA